CUCGUUUUCUUUCCAAUCCCGAAUACCCUCGAGUGAUCUGGCUUAUGCCCCAUCUUUGGCCCAAUCUUUUUACAUUUCCCACUUGGUAGUCUGUCCAACUUCUGAGACGCGAUCCCGUUCGGUUCCAACGAAAUCCGACUUUAAAUCUCGGAUACCCGCCUUGACUGAACGACACAAUAUUCUACUUUCACCUGAAUUACACAUUCGUAUACAUCGACGUCCUUUGAUAAACGGAUAUCUCAUAUCUCGCCAUGGCCCCCCUUAAGCCUCAUUGGACUCAGCCGUCCCACCCGGACGUCCAGGAAGUCAUCAAGGCCAGCGACACCGAAUUCUUGACCAAGAGUGUUUCCAAGGUCACUCUACCCCCCUUCGCCGUCUUCGCCAAGAUGUCUUUCCCUCCUUGCAGCUUUGUCGAGGAACCGACCUAUGCUACAGUUCAGUGUGGUCGAGAUAAGCACUUCAACCUCAACAGCGACCUGCUGUAUAUCAAUCACUCGUGUGAUCCUUCUCUGAUCUUCGACACGGGUAAUUUCAACGUCCUAGUGGGACCCAAGGGACUCAAGCCCGGUGAUGAGCUAACCUUCUUCUACCCCUCUACGGAGUGGUCCAUGGCCCAGCCUUUCGACUGCUUCUGCGGCGCCCCUUCCUGCCGCGGCACCAUCAGCGGCGCGAGGGACAUGACCAAGGCCCAGCUCGAGGGUGUCUGGCUGAACGGCCACGUCCUGGAACUGCUCGCAGAGCGCGACGCCGCGCCCAUCUCUGCCCCGCCCACCACCUGCGAAGAUGCGACCGCUCAGGCGCUGAGACAUGCGCUCGAGCACGCAGAAAAGGCCGCCGAGGCCGCCCUCUCCGCUCUACGUUCCUACACCGAGACGCUGCAGAUCGGAAGUUCGGCUGUCGCGGCGAAGGUCAACGGUACGACUUAUACCAACGACAGCAACGGAAUUAAUGGGAAAGCAAAGCUCAACCUCGCCGUUAACGGAACCGGCGAGUUUGGGGCGACCGCAGCGAGGCGUGGGCCGACGUCACGAGAAUUGAGCGGCGAGAUGGGCGGAGAUACCAAGUCCGAUGUCUCGUCUGUUGUCUAA
Messenger RNA from Sodiomyces alkalinus F11, 1088 nucleotides. RefSeq lists its product as hypothetical. The record is from RefSeq and is a predicted model, not a curated record. NCBI's taxonomy places the organism in Eukaryota, Fungi, Ascomycota, Sordariomycetes, Glomerellales, Plectosphaerellaceae. The transcript has 4 exons. Bases 252 to 1088 code for a protein of 278 amino acids.